UCUGGGAUAUGAGCUCUAUGGCUCGUUCCAACUCUGCUCAUAUGGCGGCUAUGAAGGGAAAGAGUGUGGCUUAUGAGGACGAUGACGACGAGCAGGGGGAGCGUGAGAAUGUAUUCUCCCGUAUGGAGAUACCUCCGUCGCAACAUAAGCAUCAGACAUCGGGCUCUCAUACUUCAGCCCCCAAUGCUACUGCAUUAGAUCGUGUUCACCGUACCUAUGUGGACAAGGAGACGCGACGAGGUCCUCAUUCUAGGCCACGAUCUCCGCCAUUGAACCGCGGAGAUCCUCGCAACAGGGAGAGACACAAUGACGCGCAGAGGAACCGGAGAUGGAAAGCUGAUGAUCGCAAGGAAACUCAUAGAAUAUCUAGGCGUGGUCAGGACAAGUCACAAAGGUUUGGAGGAUCUAGACACGACGCAGGUCCUUACAGCCGUGGGAGUGAUCAGUGCUGGAGAGCAAAUUCGAAUGAUCCUCCUUGUGCGCCUGUUAAUGUUUCUGAGGCGCCAACGCGGGCCAGGGAGAUAGCUGAGGUUAGGCUGGAGAACACUGUCUUGCAGCCGAAUGAUGAUGCCAGACAGCAGAGGAGGCUUGCUAGCGCAAUUGUUACCCCAACUGCGGUGGCACACACUAUGGAGCGCAACAUAACGAUCCGUACUAAAGAUGUUGCGAAAACUCUUUCUUUCUCGCCUUUGCGAGAACACGAUACUGAUGAUACGGAACAAAUGAUUGGAUCCCUGAAUGACAUGGAGAUGACGGAUCAACAUACGGAUUGCUUUAUGGAGGUAGAACCCAAUGAUUCAAAUGAUGAUGAUUUACUUGGAGAGGAACUAAGAGAGGCGGAAGAAGGCAUCAUCAAAGGUACCAUGAAUGGGGAUAAGAGCCGCAAUGCUGGACGUAGGUCGGAAAGUAAGCAUCCCCGCCAGAUGAGAGAUGGUGGUAGACAUAAUGCUUCUUUGGGCAUGUCUAACAAGAAGCUGGAUGUCCUCCGUAGGGGAUCUCCCUCAAAACGAUCGAAGACAGGUUCCACUAUAGUUGACGCGAGGCAUGGGAAUCGUCGACAUGGGAAGAAGGCUACUGAUGUUUUACCACAAUUGAGAUACUAG
Molecule: messenger RNA, 1103 nt
Organism: Eruca vesicaria subsp. sativa (arugula)
Lineage: Eukaryota; Viridiplantae; Streptophyta; Magnoliopsida; Brassicales; Brassicaceae
Source: the annotation of a GenBank genome assembly